AUGCUUCUUCCCAUCCAAAACCUCGCUCUGCUGGCCGCUUAUGCAGUGGCCGUACUGGCCUGCCCGUCCCCCGCUAACGAACAACCGGCCGCAAAAUGCUCCCAGCUGCGCGUUAGAAAAGAAUGCUCCUCUGAGCAAGCGGCCUACAUCGACGCUGUACAAUGUCUGAAGAAUGCCCCUUCCAAGGGUACAAGCGUCUUCGAUACCCUCCAGAGUCGCUAUGAUGACUUUGUGGCCUUGCAUAUCAACGCCACUCGAGGAGGUCAGGAUGCACCGUCACUUAUCGACCAACCUCCAAACAACGGAACUCAGCCUCAAAUUACAAUCUACGGUGUCCACGGCGUUGGGGUCUUCCUUCCAUGGCACCGUUAUGCCAUCUGGACCUUCGAGUCUGUCUUGCGUACGGAGUGCAAUUACACCGGUACACAGCCAUACUGGGACUGGACCCUCGACAACCCUGCGUCCAAUGGAUCACUGUUCAAAUCCCCUGUCUUGAAAUCUUUCGGCGGCGAUGGAUCGGCAACGAACAACUGUGUCGAAGACGGUCCCUUCACCGGCGACACCUUUUUGAACAUUGGGCCGUUGGAAUCUCUGGCCAAAAACCCGCGUUGCUUGACCAGAGCGAUCACUGAGGAUCUUUUCAACACAAGCUCUGGCUGGGAGGAUAUUUAUCCACCGACGAUGAGUAGAAGGAGCUUCGUCCAGCUUCAGGCCUUCAUCGACAGUCUCGACUUUAUUACAGAGGAGGAUAAGGUAGAGACGGGAGCAUUUGUCAGCCCCCAUACGCUGGGCCACUCGGUCAUUGGUGGAGAUUUAAUGGACCUGUACUCAUCUCCAAACGACCCCAUCUUCUGGGUGCACCAUGCCCAACUCGACUACUUGUGGUCACUAUGGCAAAAGGCGGACAAGUCGCGUCUCGCUGAUGUGGGCGGCGCCAGGACGCUCGAUGGAUUCGGUCCCAGUGGUGACAAAGUUGAGCUCACUACCCUCGAUACCCCUCUCUGGAUGGGCUUCAUGAAUGACGACGUACCGGUCAAGGCAGUCAUGGACACUAUUAAUCGUGAUGGCGAGGGCGUUCUCUGCUAUGAGUACGAGGACUCUCCUUCUCUGGCUGGAAAACAGGGAUUCUAA
This is a messenger RNA of Fusarium vanettenii 77-13-4, 1131 nucleotides long. RefSeq lists its product as uncharacterized. Gene Ontology annotation, molecular function: oxidoreductase activity. The record is from RefSeq and is a predicted model, not a curated record. The transcript has 5 exons. Bases 1 to 1131 code for a protein of 376 amino acids. NCBI's taxonomy places the organism in Eukaryota, Fungi, Ascomycota, Sordariomycetes, Hypocreales, Nectriaceae.